AUGAGCAGAAGAAGCAAUGGAAGUGUUCCAAAGCUCGAAUUGAAGCUGAAUCUGUCACCACCACAGUCACAUUCACUGAUGUCAUCACCAAGCCGAUCGGCGACAGUGUCACCCACAUCGCCACCAAGCUCUUGCGUGUCGUUGGAGCUAAACCAAGACGAUGGUACCGCACUAAGAUACUCCAGCAGUCCGGAAGCCACCUCAAUGGUGCUGGUGGGGUGCCCUCGCUGUCUUAUGUACGUAAUGCUGUCGGAGAAUGACCCCAAAUGCCCGAAGUGCAAAAGCUCUGUUUUGCUGGAUUUUCUCCAUGAUGGCGGCGCCACCGCACCUCCGCCAUCCACGGCCGUCGCCCGGAAGAUCUAG
Molecule: messenger RNA, 363 nt
Organism: Cucurbita moschata (crookneck pumpkin)
Lineage: Eukaryota; Viridiplantae; Streptophyta; Magnoliopsida; Cucurbitales; Cucurbitaceae
Exons: 1
Coding region: 1-363 (120 amino acids)
Source: RefSeq, a predicted model, not a curated record